Messenger RNA from Perkinsus marinus ATCC 50983, 497 nucleotides. RefSeq lists its product as hypothetical. Bases 8 to 487 code for a protein of 159 amino acids. The transcript has 3 exons. Lineage: Eukaryota; Perkinsozoa; Perkinsida; Perkinsidae. The record is from RefSeq and is a predicted model, not a curated record.
CAAUCUAAUGUCUAACUCGGAUGAUGAAGAUGCUGAUCCUGUAGUGGAUGAACAACUCGUAGUUGUACACUUCCGGGAGCUUGCACAUAGUCAUUUCGGGAAGGCUGUCGAUCCCGACACAGUGCGGUUAGUGGGAAUGGACAAGCCAGGGGACGGUAAAUUGAUAGUCCAAGCCAAUGGUGAGGAGGUCGCCCUUGAUGCGAUGGUGGCUGAGCCGCCGGGGAGCUUCCUUAUUAUGGAGAAGGAACCUGUGCAGCAAACUAAUACCGCGGAUAAUGCGGCUGAGAAAACACCAGAGGAACCGCAUGCGGGCUACAAAGUUUAUGGUACGACACGUGGGAUGAUUGAUGUUUCGGUGCCUCGAAUAUCCGCACCGGUAACACACAACACUUCGGACCCCUUGGCAUCAACAACAAGAGCACCUAGAGGUGGCUUAAAGGCAGCAAAGGAGGGGGACCGGUCGUCCACCAUAGGAGGGCCUCUGUAGACGUUUAUUU